Alligator mississippiensis (American alligator) is the source of this 4285-nucleotide messenger RNA. It is a transcript of the gene FLT3, whose product is annotated as fms related receptor tyrosine kinase 3. The record is from RefSeq and is a predicted model, not a curated record. Gene Ontology annotation, cellular component: signaling receptor complex. NCBI's taxonomy places the organism in Eukaryota, Metazoa, Chordata, Crocodylia, Alligatoridae. Gene Ontology annotation, biological process: cytokine-mediated signaling pathway; multicellular organism development; B cell differentiation. Gene Ontology annotation, molecular function: transmembrane receptor protein tyrosine kinase activity; ATP binding. The transcript is spliced from 24 exons. Bases 37 to 3111 code for a protein of 1024 amino acids.
UUCAGUCCGGCAGGGCAGCUUCUAGUACCAUCAACCAUGAGUGCACACCAGCCCGGCACCUGUGCUACCAGAAACCCACUUCGGUUGCUUGCUCUUGUUAUUAUAGCACUGACUUUCACUUCUGCAACAAGCCAAAAUAUAUCCAAGAUUACAUGCAUGUUAAUCAAGCAGAAGAAUAAAGGUUCAAGAACACUGGAGUCAUCUGGAUCUCCUAAGUUGGAUAACAUUUUGGAAGAUCUUGGGUGUUAUUUGAGCUCUCAAGGCACAGAGGAAGUCUAUAGAAUGGCUAAAAUUGUGGAAGCUGAUGUGUUUGAAGACAUUGAAUUAAAAGUAAUAAUGAAUAUUUCAGAGAUCUUUUCAUGCUUUUGGCUCUUUAAAGAGAACAAAACUGACUGCAAACCUACAUUGGACCCAGGAAAGAAAUAUGUUGUUUCUCUGGCCAUUCCUAAAAUAAAAGAAACAGAAGCUGGAAAAUACACACUGUCAGUUAUAAGUGAAAACAAUAAUUAUUCAAUAAUAUUAACAGUCCUCAUAAGAAGAAAACCAAGGACACCAUAUUUUAGAAAGAGUGAAAAAUCAAACACUAUAAACUGCAUAUCUGAAGGGUACCCUCAACCAGUUUUGGAGUGGUUAUUUUGCAAAACACCUGAUAAUAGUUGUACCAAUAAAUAUCAUGAACAAAGUAAGAAAAAAGGGGACAUGUAUGGAAUGAAGAAAGUACAACAUGGAUUAUGGGCAAAUACAUUAUUUCAAACAUAUAUAUGGUGCUGUGCAACCAAUGUGCUGGGCAGAGAAUGCACUAACCUGUAUACAAUAGAUCUAAAUGAAGCACUUGAAAGACCUGUACCUGAACUCCUUCUUAAAGUUGGUGAACCAUUAUUGAUAAGAUGUAAAGCGGUUUAUAGUAGCUAUAAAUUCAAAAUUAACUGGAGUCUUGCAAACAAAGCAUUAAAGCAGGGAUCUUCCUUUGAGGAAAAAAAAUACCAGGAAGACUCAUCUAUGACUCGGAUACAGUAUGCAUUUGCUUCAUCGGUGGGAAGAAGUGAUAGUGGACAUUACACCUGUUCUUCCACAGAACAUCCAAAUAAGACAGCUUUGGUAACUGUUUUAGAAGAGGGAUUUAUAAAUGUAACUGACUCCAGAGAAGAUUUUGAGAUUGAUCUACAGGAGAAGUUUUGUUUUGAAGUUAAACUUAAAGCUUAUCCACCAAUUACGUGUGUGUGGAUAUUUUCACAAAAAUCAUUUCCUUGUGGGCAAAUUUACAGCAUGGAUGGCUACAGCAUUUCUUCCAGGUUCUGUGAUCAUCAAUAUCAGUCAGGGAAAUAUGUAUUCUAUGCUGAAAAUGAUGAUACACAUGUAGAGAAAACAUUAACAUUGUGUGUGAGAAGGGAGCCUGAGAUAAUGAUAUAUUCAACAUCCAGAGAUAUUUCUUGCACCUCUGAUAGUUACCCUGCAUCAUCUUGGACCUGGAGAAACUGCCUGGAGCCUGAUCCUUCUAAUUGCACGGAAGAAAUCACAGAAGGCAUUUCGAAUGUCGUACCUGAACAGAGAAGUUUGGGGUCCUGGAUUUCAAGCAGCACGCUAGAUUUAGAGGACACAGUAACAGGCUUCUCUGUUGAGUGCUGUGCGAACAAUUCUGUUGGCUCCUCCUGUGAGAAGGUUUUUGUUAACCGGCAAGGAGCUGUCUUUGCUCUCCAAGAUAAUGUUGCAUUCUAUGCAGCGUUUGGAUUCUGCCUUCCAUUUAUAUUUGCCUCCAUUGUUAUUUUUCAUAAAUACAAAAAGCAAUUGAAAUAUGAAAGCCAACUACAGAUGAUACAGAUGGUUGGACCCUCUGAUAAUGAGUACAUCUACAUAGAUUUCAGUACAUUUGAGUAUGAUCCCAAAUGGGAGUUUCCAAGAGAAAAUCUGGAAUUUGGGCAAGUACUCGGAUCUGGUGCCUUUGGAAAAGUGAUGAACGCUACAGCUUACGGAAUAAGAAAAACAGGAGAUUCAGUCCAGGUUGCAGUCAAAAUGCUUAAAGAAAAACCUGAUGUUUCUGAAAAAGAUGCUCUAAUGUCCGAGCUCAAAAUGAUGACUCAUAUUGGAAACCAUGAAAAUAUUGUGAAUCUCCUAGGAGCUUGCACUAUGUCAGGACCAGUUUACUUGAUUUUUGAAUAUUGUUGCUAUGGGGACCUUCUGAACUACUUAAGGAGCAAAAGAGAGAAAUUUCACAGAACAUGGACAGAUAUCUUCAAACAGCACAAUUUCAGCUUCUACCACAAUUUCCACAUGGAUCAAAACUCCAGAAGGGGAACUAUAUUAAAAAAUGGAUCAUAUAUUACAUCAGUUAAAAUGGAUAGCCUUGGAGAUAUGCAAUCAAGCCAAGACUUAGAUUUGAUCUCUGAAUCAAAUGGGAUGAUGAUGUUUUCUGAGGAAGAUGAAAUUAAAUACAUCAAUGGAAGACUGUAUGAAGAAGAGGACUUCAAUGUGCUCACUUUUGAAGAUCUCCUUUGCUUCUCAUAUCAGGUUGCCAAAGGGAUGGAGUUCCUUGAGUCAAAAUCGUGCAUCCAUAGAGACCUUGCUGCCAGGAAUGUAUUAGUGACCCAUGGAAAAGUGGUGAAAAUAUGUGACUUUGGCCUUGCCAGAGAUAUAGAGAAUGAUUCUAACUACAUCAUCAAAGGCAAUACCCGUUUACCAGUGAAAUGGAUGGCUCCUGAAAGCUUAUUUGAAAGGAUAUACACAAUUAAGAGUGAUGUCUGGUCUUAUGGAAUAUUACUCUGGGAAAUAUUCUCUCUUGGUGUGAACCCCUAUCCUGGUAUUCAGGUUGAUGCAAACUUCUACAAACUCAUUCAAAGUGGAUUUAAAAUGGACCAGCCUUAUUAUGCUACAGAAGAAAUAUACUUUGUAAUGCAGUCCUGCUGGGCUCUUGACUCCAGAAAAAGGCCUUCCUUUUCCUGGUUGGUUUCCCUGCUGGACUCUCAGCUGGUGGAUGCAGAAGGAGAGGUCUAUCGAAAUACAGAGAACAACAUUUCUACACACACUUACAAUUACAAAAACGGACCACAGGUGACCACAGAAGAUGAAUCUCUUCCUUGCACCAAUAUAAACCAAAAUGAAGAUCCUCAGUUUUAAAAGUAAUCCUUUUUCUGGACUAUCUAGAAAUUAUUAUAUAAGCUCUAUAUUAAAAAAUGUUAUAUAUUACUAAUAAAAAAUAGCUGCUGCUAUAUUAGAAUUUCUCACAAGCCAUUCUAUCAUACUGUUACCAUAAAAAGAAAUAUUUUGAAUCCAGCAAGUUCAUUAACCAUGAGUCUGAAGCAGUAAAUGUCUUUCUGGUAUAUCUACAACUGAAAAUUUCCCACUACUUGUUUAAGGAAACUAUCUAUUCAGUGAACUACAUUCAAUGCUUCAUUGUGAGAAAACACAUGAAGAACUAAAGAAUUUAGCCAAAAUUUCCAAACUUGGAUGCUUAUGUUUGAGUGUACAAGCCUAACAGGCUGAUUUUUCAAAAGUAUUGCAUACACAUUGAAGGUAAUACUGUUUGCAAAUCAGACAACACUGAUAUAAAUUCCUAACUUUGGACACCUGUGUUUAAAAUGUUUGGCCUCUAAUUCCAAGGUCCUAACAUGCUUCUGGUAAUUUGACUGUGACUCUUUCAACUUUUUUACACUUCCUGUUAGAUGUAUAGUAAAAUUUCUUACAUGUUUUCUAAUAUGUAAUACGAAUGUACAAAUUUAAUUUGUAAUGAGAUUAUUCUUGGAAAUAAUGUAAGAAUAUAAUUUCAUCUCUCCCACUUCCUAGUAGUUUUAAUGGGAGCUAGAUGUAUGCAUUUUAUUGCCUUGAGAUUAGAAGAAAACUCUUUAUCUGUUUUCCUGUGUUCCUAUGGUAAUAAUCAGCGACUUGAUUACUAUUAAAUUAAUAUAGGUUUUGAGACAUCAUAUAUUCCUUUUGAUGUUCUAGGGACUAAUAGGUACAAACUUCCAUAACUGCUAAUAGAAGUUGUGUGCUUCCUAGUAAGUCAGGAUAGGAAUAUGUUCUUUAACCAUUUCCCCCUUUUUAUAUUACAUGUAUUGCUAACUGUGUUCAGAACUUCCCUUGAUAAAUUUAAUAAGUACAUAAUUGUUAUGAUGAACUAUGUUAUUGCAUAAAUUCAGCUGCUCUUUACUAACAAUGCCCUGACAAUGAUUAAUUAAUAUGUAUUAGCAUAUCAGUAAUGCAUUUUAGAUCUUGGUUAACUUUUAUUAAAUGAUCAAACUGAAUUUUUUAUACCAGAAAUAAACUUCUGCUGAAGAAUAUCUUUGAAAUACAA